Messenger RNA from Anthostomella pinea, 1980 nucleotides. The record is from the annotation of a GenBank genome assembly. Lineage: Eukaryota; Fungi; Ascomycota; Sordariomycetes; Xylariales; Xylariaceae.
AUGCCUCUUUUCCCUGUAUCUCCGAACAUUCAGGAGUCGGAGUCCGCACUGCGAAAGCGUACGCACGACGAUUACAUUGGCGACGGCGCUCUUCAGGUCACCGUUGACUACUCCUCGCAAUCGGAGAACCCACUGGAGCAGAAGUCUCUCGAAAUGUCUGCCUCAGCCGUCGAGCGCCAACCUCAGUUGGCUCAUGUACCCAGCAUCACGAUGAACUCAACCCCAGGCAGCAGCCCGGCUGCACUGACCGAUGCGGGAUCGAGCACGCCUGCUCGGGACUCCCCACCACCUCAAUCAACGCCAUCUAGAUCUCCUCUUCUACCGAUGAACACCACGCCUGUCACCACCGCAUCUGCCGCGACUGUUGCCAAGACCGCGCAACCUAAGAAGCGGAAGCUUACAACGGCCGAACAGGAGAAGGAGCGGGUCGAGAAGAAGCUGAAACUCGAGGCGGCUGCUACUGAGAAGGCCAGAUUGACUGCUGAGCGAGAAGCUGCUAAGGUCGCGAAGGCUGCCGAAAAGGCCAAACUUGACGCCGAGAAGGAGGCCGCAAAGAACGCCAAAGCCGCCGAGAAAGCCAAGUUGGACGCCGAGAAGGAGGCAAAGAAAGCCAAGUUGGAGGCUGAGAAGGAGGCCAAGAAGCGCAAGAAACAGCAGGAGGACGCGGCCGCUCAGCGCAAAUUGGCUCUGCAGGCAAAGCAGAAGAACCUGAUGGCUUCUUUCGUCAAGAAAGCGCCCUCUACACCUACCAAGAAGGACGCGGCUAUGGUGGUUGAUCAGGCCCAGCCUGUCAAGCCGUCGCCAGAGAACGCGAGCCCAGCUGCACUCGAGGAGGAGACAAAGCCUACCAUCUCCCCCUACGAUCUCAUGUUCAAGAGUUUUUUUGUCAAGGACGACAUGACUGUUGCACCGGCUCCGUUCCAGAUGGACGACGAAACCAAGCAAGCGAAGUCCAAUAUCCUCGACGAGUAUAUCCGUGGUGAGCGCGGCGAGUUCGAUCCCAAGCCCUUCAACGCGGCAGCCACUUUCGAUCUUGCUUUCCCGUCUCAACGAGGAAUAGUCCCGUCGAGUGUCAGAAACACCAUGGAGAGAGUGCAUGGGGACCCGUACGAGACGGCAUUUGAUAUCCAGAGUUUAAGAACUGAGGCCCAGAACGCACAGCUCGAAAUCGACGCACAGGACCGGCUUAACACAAUUCCAAUGAAGUACCUGGCCUUCUACGAAGAUGUCCGGCCACCAUAUUUCGGCACUAUGACGGCACCUACGUCGGUUAAACAGCUGCGGCGCCUCUCCCGUAACCCCAAGGGGAGAAUCUUACCACUGACCUACGACUAUGAUUCGGAGGCGGAAUGGGUCGAAGACGACGAAGAAGAUGGGGAAAACCUCGACGAUGCCGAGGAUGAGGAAGAGGACGUUGAUGGCGAUGAAGAGAUGGACGACUUUGUCGACGACUCGGAGGCUGUAAACGUCAUGCGCCCAAGGUUUGAGGCCGACAAUCAGCCCAAGAGUACGGGCAUAUGCUACGAGAACCGGAAACGGCUGGGACCGUGUCCCACAACCUACAAAUUCCGAUUCGAGUUCUUGCUCGAAUCGCUUGAUCAUCAUUCGAUGAUCAACCCUUUUUCAAGCAGCUAUUGGCCGGCGCCGAUUAAGAAGUCCACAGGCAUGUCAGCAUCAGGUUCCAAGGCUUUCAUGCCUCCCCCUGCCGUACCUGGAGAGGCUUCAUCGUCGGCGACGAAGGACAAGAAAGACCACAUCCCCGACAAGUACAUUGAGGACUUUAAGAGCACCCUGGUUAGCGACGAGUGUAAGGAAUACUCCAAAGCCACCGUCAUAGAGAUGUUGGCAAAGAAGUUUGCUAGUUGCACCAAAGCACAGGUGAAAGCGACGCUAGAUGUCGUCGCCCACCGCGUCACGCCACCGGAUGAGAAGAGAAAGUCCGUCAAGCAUUGGGUCUUGCUUCCUACAGCCUCUGUCUAG